Messenger RNA from Trichoderma aggressivum f. europaeum, 1239 nucleotides. RefSeq lists its product as uncharacterized. Gene Ontology annotation, molecular function: aldehyde dehydrogenase (NAD+) activity. Bases 1 to 1239 code for a protein of 412 amino acids. Lineage: Eukaryota; Fungi; Ascomycota; Sordariomycetes; Hypocreales; Hypocreaceae. The record is from RefSeq and is a predicted model, not a curated record. The transcript has a single exon.
AUGAAUCGGUUAGCAGAUCUGGUGGACAAGCACGGCGAGAUACUUGCUGCCAUUGAGACGCUCGACAAUGGCAAACCGCUGUCGGUAUCCCGCAGCUUCGACGUGCCACAUUUCUCCGAGGUCCUUCGCUACUACGCUGGAUGGGCAGACAAGAACCCAGGCUCGGUAAUCGAUGUUGGCCCAAAGAAGAUGGCCUACACUGUGAAGCAGCCUGUUGGAGUCUGCGGCCAGAUCAUCCCUUGGAAUUAUCCACUUGACAUGGCGGCAUGGAAACUCGGACCGGCGUUGUCGUGCGGAAACACGAUUGUGCUCAAGCUGGCGGAGCAGACGCCCUUGUCCAUGCUUUACGUGGCAUCGCUCGUCCGUGAGGCUGGGUUUCCUCCAGGAGUUAUCAACAUCAUCAACGGACGAGGUGGGCAGGCCGGCGCUGCCCUGGCGCGGCAUCCAGACGUGGAUAAAAUUGCCUUCACUGGCAGUACGGCGACGGGAAAGGAGGUGAUGCGAAUGGCCGCCGGAACACUCAAGGCUGUCACUCUCGAGACGGGUGGCAAGUCGCCGCUGAUUGUUUUUGACGAUGCAAACUUGGAACAGGCCGUCAGAUGGGCACAUGAAGGAAUCAUGGCAAAUCAGGGGCAAGUGUGUACAGCCACGUCGAGGCUGUUGGUGCAAGAUGCCAUCUACGACCGUUUCGUGGAGAGAUUCAAGGCCUUUACCGAGAAAACAUCAGUCCUGGGCGAUCCAUUCGACCCCCAAACGUACCAGGGGCCGCAGGUCGGCAAGACGCAGGCUGAACGCAUCAUGUCCUACAUCUCAUCUGCACGAGAUUCUGGCGCCCAAGUCUUUCACCCACACAAACAGCCCGUGCCAUCCAAGGGCUACUUCACUCCGCCGACGAUUCUCACCAAUGUGGGCACCAGGACAGCUGCCUUUCGAGAGGAGAUCUUUGGGCCGGUCGCAGCCGUUGCCAGAUUCAGCAGCGAGGAGGAGGCACUGGAGAUUGCCAACGAAACGAGAUAUGGACUCGCGGGCGCCGUAUUCACAAAAGAUCUGGGCAGAGCAUAUCGUGUGGCUCGGGAUCUUGAGGCUGGGAUGGUAUGGGUGAAUAGUAGCAACGACUCCGACGUGAGAGUUCCAUUUGGAGGGGUUAAGGAGAGUGGCCUGGGGAGGGAGCUUGGCGAGGACGGCCUGAGAGGAUAUUAUACCGUCAAGGCGGUGCAUGUGAAUUUGACGGAUGAGUGA